AUGGCCAGUACCAGUUUGACGGCUUCCUAUUUGACGCCUGACCCAAGCUUCAACUGGUUUUUUUUGCUCGAGCUCAUUGUCUCACUAAUAUUAGCCCUAUUCUUUCUUCUUUAUUUCAACCGCCUCUUUGCGACCCUCCUAUCAUAUGCUCUACGAGCCUACACCUGGCAUUACUAUCGCAUCGACCUUGACAUAAAGGCACUGCAGUUGUCACUUCUCGGAGGGCGAGUCUUUUUCAAAGGCAUCCGAUAUCACGGGGUGAACGAAACAAUCUUUGUCAAUGGAGGCUUUAUCACUUGGAGAUAUUGGAAGCGCACAGUCGAACGAACAGAUCUGACGGGCCACCCAAACACAAGCGACACAAGAAAGGGUUCGUUCAACUCUGAUCGCGCGAGCUCUGAAAAUUGUCAGAAUGACGGCUAUGGGGAACAAGGGGGUGUUCGGAAAACGGUCGAGCUACCAUGUCGAGUCUCCCUCACAAUUUACGGGCUAGAAUGGUUCGUUUACAACCGGACUCCGGCGUACGAUAACAUACUUGCCGGAUUUGGCUAUGAAGAAGAAGGCUCGCGCAAUGAAGAUGAAAUCAACCUUGGUCCAACACAGACUCGGUCGGAGGCCCGACGCUCAAAAGAUUCCUUCAAUCUCAGGUCAAGGCAUCACAUACAAUCUACAAGUCGGGAAAGAUCUCAGCCCAAGCCAGAUAAAGAGGGCUCUUCAGGAGCACGUGAGCAUGCAGUUGGUGAUUCCGAAAUCUCAACGCCAGCCUCCCGCUUGCUCCAAUUGCUUCCAGUCAAGGUAGACUGCAAGAAAGGGGCCAUUGUUAUGGGGAAUGAAAAUACUCGAUCUGUCUUGACCGUCACGUGGAAUAGUGCCGAGGGUACAGUCGCUGCCUGCAAGGCAGGCCCACUGGAUCUAUACCGGCAGUUAAUCUCCUUCAAAUUUGACCAUCCAGUAAUGCAGCUUCGCCCGAAUCCAGAUUUCGAUCGGAAUCAAUUUGCAACUGCAAAGUUCUUGAGUACCGUCCAAGUGUCCGACAUCGGCGCGAAGCGCGGAGGCAGAAAAUCUUCGAGUUACGGCCUUCGCAAACGCAAAUUCUGGCACAGCAUUCGCGACCUAGUGCCAUACUUCCAAAGCUCGGUCGAGUCCUUUGCUUCCAGUGCCCGGCAAGCUGAGAAUUUACCUCGCAGAAAAGCGCAGAAUUUGGACACUGAAUGGACAGGUCUGUCCCGGUAUCUGGAUGAGACAAACGGCGACGACCACGAAAAAUGGAACUCAGUAGAGUACGGCCGGUAUUCUACGAUUUUAGAAAGCCCGGGCUUGCAUCUGACCUACUUUUGGGACAUUCCGGGGCGCGUUAGCUCCAAGCCCACCGACCAAGGGCCCACCAGCAACAUCAACAAUGCACUUCCUCCUGAAUGGGGGAUCGACCUCAAAAUUGAUGGGGGAACAAUUAAUUACGGACCAUGGGCUGACAGAGAGCGCGUUGGACUACAAACUGUCUUCUUUCCAAACUUUUUCCGUGACUCUCAGCCUGCGGAGCAGUUGGCGCUUGGAGUCCUCCGCCAAAGCACGGUUUUCAGAUUCCGUCUCGAAAUUGAGGAUAAUUUGACCAUUCGUAUUCCGUCAAGAGAGCCGUCCAAAGAUUGGCUAUGGAAGGGUCGUGCGGACGCUGUCCGAGGCGCGUCAAGGUCCAAGUCAAAGGGCGACAAAAAAAAGUCUCGUCCAAGGGAAGGAGAGAAGGGACAUGUGGGGGCUGAUAUCCGCCCUUUCGGGUGGUUGUCUCUUCGCCUUGGUCCGAACUCCACGCUGAACUAUGCAAUGGACAUGGUGGCCUCGAAAAAUGGGUUUCGCAACGAGCUUACUCUGGAUCUUCGAGACUCACGAAUGUCGUCUAGUGUCAACCACGGACUGUUGUGGCAAUGUCCCCGUCAAUUGAUUCGGUGCGACCUAUCGAAUCCCUUGGCAUGGAACGGUCUGCGGACGUGGAAUUUCGUUGUCGAGAGCCAAGAGAUGGAGCUUUUCCUUCUUCGAGACCAUCUUUUUCUUCUGACAGACCUUGUCAGUGAUUGGGCAUCGGGCCCGGCCCCCCGUUACCACACAUUUGUUCCCUUCCUUUACAAGAUUGAUCUUGUCUUCUCCAAUAUCCAGCUUUUUGUCAAUGUCAAUGACCGUAACAUUAUCAGCAACCCUUCCGACUUAGGGGACAAUCGGUUUAUUGUCAUCAAGAGCCAGGAAUUGACGUCGAAUGUGCUGAUUCCCCUCGACAAAUACCAACCCGAACAAAGCGCAGUCAACUUCAAAGUAAAUCUUCAGGACGGGAGAGUUGAAUACCUGGUUCCUCCUUGGGACACUCUCCACACAUUUUUGCAGGAAAAUCGCUUCGCAACGCUUGACGGUCUCGUCAUCGAGGGCUCUUAUGCCUACUUUUCAUCACCAUCGCCGGAGCUAAUAGAUACUCUGACACUCAACAUAGAGGGAUAUGUCCCGCGGCUUUAUCUCUUUGGAUUUUUGAUCAAAAGUUUUAUGGCGGUGAAGGAUAACUAUUUCGGCGACGAAAUGCAUUUCAAGACCCUGGAAGAGUAUCAGGAGCUGGCUUAUGCCAAUGCGCGACCUUCUAACUUCACGGGGAUCAAUCCUCACAAGAAAUCGAACGACAUGGAUGUAAUAGUCCACGUGACUGUCGAAGAGCCAUGCGCUCUGCUACCGGAAGGCAUAUAUGACCUAUCAAAUUGCUCUCGUCUGCAAGCUGCAUCUUUGGAGGUUGAUCUCAGAUUCACCAAUUAUUACAUGGACAUGCAAUUUUCGAUUAGCCCACUCAAGUUGGACAUGGAGGCAAUUCAACCAGAAGGAUCGUCGACUGUCUCGGGUACACAGCUUUUUGUUGAUGGGCUUUCAGUUUAUGGACAUCGUCUGUUUGGUCAGCCUCCAGCUGAGCCAACCUAUGUCUGUAAUUGGGACUUUGAUGUUGGCAAAGUCAUUGGCGAAUGCUCUCCAGGGUUUCUUCAAUGCCUCGCGUCUGGACUUCAAAGUUUCGAUUUCACAUUCGAUAACGAGGAGAACUCCCUUCACCCUCUCUUUCCGCCAGAAAUAUUCGAUGUCACUUUUCUGAGAGCCCGCAUCUCGUCAGUCCAUAUCUCCGUGCUUCUUGAUCAAAGUGCCAUCGUUCUGGAAACCCAGCCUCUUUCAAUAGACUUCAAUGACUGGGCGGACUCUAGGUUCUCAAAAAGAAUGAGCGUUACGACUUCUGGCAUAGCAUUGGCUGCUGUGGAUCGUCAAUCAGUCUCACGCUCUCUCCGUACGUCUGACGGGUCUGUUCCUCCGCUGGGUAUGGUUGAGCUGGCAGUCUCAAUUAAGCUCGCGAUUCGUAAGCGCGAUAUUGCGGAUAGUCGGCUGGCGCAACAGGAGCAUAUCAAGACACACGACCAGCGAACGCAUCGAGCUCAGUGGCUUUUAUACGAUUGGGAAGAUGCACGCCCGCCCUCAUCUCUGACACACGCCGAAGACACCGUCUUCUCCCCUUCGAUGCCGAUACCGUCAAUGCCUCAGCCAGUCAGUCAGAAUCUCUUUUCAAGGGAUGAGUCUUACCGAGAGUUUUUACUACAGAAUUCAGCGGGAAGCUCCCGCAGUUUCUUAAUGCAUUCGGAAGCAUCGAGUGUCAGGAGUGACAAACAUCACGGCAAACAAGGAUCGCAGCCACCUCGGCCGACACAAAGCAAAAGGCCUCCAUCAGCAGCCAGUAACGUCCCGUGGUCCGAAGGGCGAUCGCGCAAGGCCAAGAGCACUACGUCUUCAGCAAAGAUUCUCCAGGACUCCAAUCCAUGGUCGAUACCUGAAUUCUCGUAUUGGAAGCUGUCGUUGAGCAGGGUAGACCUUCCACAAUUUGUCAUCAGCCAACCGACAAACGGGACCGAAUUCGACUUCGUUCCUGCACGAAGAAUGAUGUUCUUAACCUUCGAUGACGAUCAAACGACAUACAGCAAUCUUGCGUUGAACUUUCCUUUGGGUAUUCGAGGUCAUUUCACUCCAAAGUUUCUCUACAGUUUGCUGUCUAUGGCGGACGGGCUUGAAGCCAAACGUCCAAUUCGAAUAAUUGACUCCUUGCAGAGGAGCGUCAUCGCCAAUAUUCUCGGCAAUAGCAAAUCGGAGAGUGAUCCCAAAAGAGCCCUGUCAGUGGCCAUUCGGAUUCCAAAGGUUCACCUGAAUCUGGUCGAUCUAUCAAGGUGCCCAGGUGACCAACAUGCCGAAUUCCGUGAUGAGUAUAGCCUUGCGGUGAACAACGUACGAGUGGAAUUUGAAGAAAGGACCAUGCGAGGCGAGAAAAGCGUUUCGGGCGGUCCCUUAGAAAAAACAACAGUUCACGCGGCAAUUGAUGAACUAUGGGUGUCAGCCGAAGGAAGCUGUACUGCUGCACUCGAAGAGAAAGCUGUCUGCACUUUUGAAUCUCGCGAUAUCAACUUCUGGCUCUUGACUGAGCCGAGGAGACGGUCUCAUUUGCAAGUACGGGAUAUUCAUGCCAUGACUUCUGGGAGAUCGGUGGAGCGCUUGGCUUCUCUCGCUCGUCGGGCGACAGCAACUUUCAGUUCAAUCGCAGCGGCCUUUCAGAGAGUAUACUCCUCUCGAACGAGGCGCAUCCAGUACUUGAUCUUCAUUUUGAUCAAAUCUGCAGAGGAAAUUGCCGAUCCAAUUUUUUUGACUCGCAUAUCUAGUGUUUUGCGGAUAGAUGCGAGUCAUAUCAGACAGCAUGAUUCCUGGAAGAUUCUUUCUCGCAUCCGCCAUAUUUACAACAACUUGCCCGCGCAGAACCAACGAGACUUGGACGGAAUUUGUCGUGGCAGGGAUUUCCCUUUGCCCGAUGACGCUCAGUCCUCUGUGCUUGCUGGUCUAGACCAAUGGCGCGCGUGGGAUCUAGCGCAUGUUGAGAAAAGCCUCGUCAUGCGAAGGAUCUGGUCAAAUUUGAGCCCCCAAUCGGAAGAUCUUGGUCAUCCGAUGGUUUUGUCCAGUUCGGUCAAAAUGCUUCGUUGUGGUCUUGACCCUGGGCCUAGAGAAAGUAUGUUUGCUCUGGAAAAUCUCUCGAGUCUUGUGUCCGUCGUCAGAAAGAGAUCUGUUCAGGGAGGCGACUCAUGCAUCCAUACUGCGGUCACGCUGCAGCUGUACUGUUCUUCUGCUAGUCUCCAAUUAAGAUGGGAACUAGUCGAUUUCGCAGGAAAACUGGCGAAGCACAUGUUCCCAACCGCGAGGGGGACGUCAUCUCCGCCUAUCGUUGCCGAUAACGCAACAAAGGACCUUACUUCGUUUCACAUGACUGUCGGUGUUGAUCUCGGGGCUGUGACACUCGAUGCUAUUAACGUCAAAUUGGUAUUGGCCGCUGAAGCACUAAACGGAUCUCUUGUUCACAGCCCUCAAGGAGCGGAGAUAAACGGAGAUGAACUCUUCACCAUAGUCCUCAGUGCCAAAACUUGCUCUUCCGAACUCUCCAGUCAAGCAAAAGUUAUCAUGUUGUCGGAAAUGUCUACUCCUUACUUGUCUUUCAACAAAGUUUCCUUUACUGAUAAGGAGUUCAAGCACGAGCUGAUGACUGUGGGCUCAUGCAGCAAUCUUCGGUUUGACAUGAAAGAAGACCCACUUAGUCUGGCACACAUUGCGGACUGUCUGAUCGAAGACGAAGUGCGAUUUAUUCAAAGGCUGGCAAAGAGUCUGGCUCAUCACACUGUCAAUUCUGAAAGGGCUACGACAAGAGCAAAGCCCGUUCAAAGCAAGAUCAGCGUGGUGAUGAUACUUCAGGACUAUCUCGUCUCUUUAAGCCUUCUGCCCUCUCUCGCGUACCGGAUCUCUGGGAACGUGGCUCGAACAUCAAUCACCUCCGUUGCAUCGUCCAAGAUUGUGGUGGAUUUCGAUAUCACCGAGCACUCGCACGCUUUCACUUCUGGCACAGAAGAACAACUGAGUACACUCUCGGUGUUGGAAAUGCCCCCUAUCAACGGACAUGUCAACGUGAAUCUUGCGCUCCGUCGAGACGUAGAGGUGGACAUAAUUGUUGAGCUCAUUCGUCUUGAGGCUAGCGCUGUUCGUAGCCUGCUGGGUAUUUUGACUGGGCCCGAUGUUUCACGAAUCGUCUCGGAUUUGAAAGAGAGUGUGGAUGUUCUCCAAGUCCACCUCACGGACGUCCUCUCGCCAUCACACCCAGAGCCAGUACCAGAGGUUAAUCAUGAUCAUAAGGAUUCCACUGUUCUCUACAAGUCUCGCCUCACUAUCGCUGGUGUCGAAAUACAUGCCAUUGCACCAGGCCUCAAAAGCAAUUCUUACUCCGCUGAAAUGGUUUUCAAUCUGGGGUUACUGCAAAUGCGUCUUCACAAUGGUCUCGAUCGUGGGUUCGUGAUGGAAUAUCCUGAGUUUGGAAUCGAUGCUACGCAGAUCAAAUUCGAAUUACGAAAACAAUGCGGCGUACGUAACGAAGUCAAUGGUGUUGUUUCAGCUGCGGUUAAAUUCCAUGGCACAUCCACCGUGCGUGAAAAUGGACAGGUCAUUCGCGCAUAUCAUCUAACGAGCGAAAAAUUCAAUGUCGAACUAUUCGCCGAGACAGCUGCCCUGGUAGUCGACCUUGCGAUCUACACACAAGAACGUUUCAAGGCUCUAGACCUAUCGCACGAGGUUGAGCGUCUGCGAAGACUCCGGAAGCGACACCACCACCAUUCUGAAAUCCUGUCGUCAGCUGCUGGGGGGCCGGAAAUUCAUGUCAAUGAUGGCGACGCCGCACAGAACUUCUUGAAUGCGUUCUAUUCGUUGAAAUUCUUGAACAUUCAAGUUGCCUGGAACAUGCUGGCAAAGUCCGACUGGUCUGGCAGUCAUCAGCCCGAGGACUUGGUCUUUUCAAUUCGACAGGUCGAGCUUUCUAACAAGAAAAAAAACGCCGCUAAACUUCGAAUUGAGAACAUGCAAUUGCAAAUGGUUCCAUUCAAUGCAUCGAGAGAAAAGCGUUCACUUAAUUCGGCACUAAUGCCAGAGUUGGUCUUUAACGUCGCAUACUCCUCAAACCAUCGGGAAUUGUGGCUCGCUUUCCAAGCCGCGGGGAAAUCGCUCGAUAUUCGUUUGACUUCGGAAUUCAUUAUUCCCGCCAACAUGAUACGGACCUCCCUUGGAGCUGCCAGCGAAGCACUCCGCGAGGGUAAGGCCGCCUGGGCCACCAAUCCCACCCAAGAUGAUCCUGGCAAAACACGCAAUUUAUUCGGCAAUAAACGCCUUCGAUCUCUUUUGGUUGACGUUGACUUUGCUGGCGCGACAGUCUCUCUGCAAGGCAAGCAGAGUUCAACUCCCCAGAUUUUCUUGACUGCGGCUUUAAAUGACAAAAAGCCCUCCGAGUCAAAGUACGGGCAAUACGUGCAGGGUGACACUGCGACAACCGCAACUCUCCAGGCGCCAGGUGUUGCGGUCAAAGUUCAAUUUGACGACAACGGGGCCGACGAGCCAGCUUUGAAUGCUGAACUGAAAGUGGCUCCCUCUACGAAUGCUCUGUACCCGACUUUGGUUCCGUUGGUGAAGCAAAUGACUGCUACUGUUAAGGAAAUUAUGAGUGAGCAGCAGCAACCACAUGCCACCCGCCGGCGUGAGUCGUCGGCAGCGUCAAAGCUACAACCGCAAAAUUUGAUGCCCGAAUCUCCAUUUGGAUCGCCCGAUCCAACUUCCAUUUUAGGUAGAUGCAAAGUCAAUUUCGGGCUACUCUUCAGCAAACAAGAGUUCAGCCUGAGCUGCCAGCCAAUCGCCAGAGUCGCUGCUACGGCUCAGUUCCAGAGUAUCUACAUAACAGUCAACACGGUGCAUUCAGCAGAACAGGGCCGUUUCCUUGCACUUUCCUUGGCAUUCAAUGAGCUCGAGGCAUCUGUGAAACAUGUUUACUCGAACGAACCAACGGCGAGCUUCAAUGUUGAUUCAAUGGUCCUCUCCUUGAUGAACAGCAAACAUCUUGGCCGAACAAGCGGCAUGUCUGCGAUACUGCGGGUAAGCCCAAUGAAAGUGGCAUUGAACGCGAAACAGGUUCAAGACUCGCUUCUGUUCCGCGAAAUUUGGUUUCCAACGGAUCAUGACCACCCUGUUUCCAUGUCUCCAACACCCGAGCCGGAGCAUCAUGAGAACCCCACGUACAUCGUGCAGCGAUAUCAGCAGGUGGCAUCCACAUCAGUCUUUCCCUGGAACACCACGGUUGCCAUUGAGCAUGUGGAACUUGCGCUCGAUCUAGGGUCUACCUUGGGUAAAGCAGAGUUUUCCAUCGACAAUUUCUGGGUCUCCUCCAAUAAAACCUCAGAUUCCGAGCAAAGCAUGUGCGUUAACCUCGAUUCUGUUCGUAUUGAAGGCAAAGGCAGGAUGGCGGGCAAUGUUGAUAUGCACUCGCUGAAAAUCCGCACCUCUAUCAAAUGGCCUGAGGAAGCGGUCGGACAUACGCCAUUGAUUCAAGCUUCCAUUGCUUUCCAACGGCUUGAAGCCAAAGUGUCGUUUGACUAUCAGCCGUUCCUCGUCGUUCAGAUUGCUGAGUUUGACUUUUUAAUGUACAAUGUGCGCGAGAAGCCGGAAGAGGGCGGCGAACGGCUGUUCAGCUUGCUGGAGGGCGAUAAAGUUCAGGUGUUUUGCACGUCACUCACGGCAUCUCAAACCCUGGCGGUGUACCAAGCCUGGCAGCGGUUAGUGCAAGACAAGCAGUCGGCUUAUGAAUCGUCUCUACGGGAGCUUGAGCGAUUCCUUCGACGCAAAUCGACCGCGCUUCCCGUGCAAAUGCAGGCCCGGGCUGAGAAGAUGACCGCGCAAGAGGAAGAAGUCGAGCGCAUUCCGGGCUCAUUGCACACGGGUGUCGUGGUUCACAUACGGCACGUGAAUCUGGGCGCCUUCCCCAGCUCAUUCUCCGACAACCAGGUGUUCAAGCUUGAAGCCCACGAUGCGCAAGCCCGAUUCGGCGUGUCCCUUAAGGCAGGUCAGAUUCACAGUUCCCUCGGUCUGACACUCGGUCAACUACGUGUCGGCCUGGCCGGGAUUCACCGUCCCUCCUCGAUGCACCUCGACGAGCUUUCCAUUGGGGAAAUCAGCCAGCGUGCUGCAAGCUCCCGUGGUGGGACUAUCCUCAAGGUGCCGCGACUGAUGGCUGGGAUGGAGACCUGGCAAGUCCCGGGAAGUCGGCAGAUUGACUACACCUUCCACAGCACUUUUGAAGGCAAGGUGGAUGUAGGGUGGAACUACUCGCGCAUCAGUUUCAUCCGUGACAUGUGGGAGUCUCAUUCUCGCGCAUUGGCCUCGCGCCUUGGCAAGCCCUUACCGCCAUCUGCCGUUCGCAUCACCGGUGGGCGUGGUAGCAGCAGUGGCGGCGGCGAUAGUCAGAAGGAAGGUGGAUCGGAUGGCGAUAUCGCCGCUGCCUCUGCUGGUGCCGGGCCGCAGGACAAGAUCACCGCUGUGGUGAAUGUCCCCCAAAGCAAAUACACCUACACCGCACUUGAGCCACCGAUCAUCCAAACACCGCAAUUGCGAGACAUGGGCGAGGCCACCCCGCCGCUGGAAUGGAUCGGGCUGCAUCGCGAGAAGCUUCCCAACGUCACUCAUCAGAUCAUCAUUGUCUCUCUUCUGGAGAUUGCCAAGGAAGUGGAGGAUGCCUAUCGCAAGAUUCUAGGCUCGUGA
Molecule: messenger RNA, 9651 nt
Organism: Penicillium oxalicum
Lineage: Eukaryota; Fungi; Ascomycota; Eurotiomycetes; Eurotiales; Aspergillaceae
Exons: 3
Coding region: 1-9651 (3216 amino acids)
Biological process (GO): fermentation
Cellular component (GO): membrane
Source: RefSeq, a predicted model, not a curated record